Messenger RNA from Lactuca saligna, 1425 nucleotides. Lineage: Eukaryota; Viridiplantae; Streptophyta; Magnoliopsida; Asterales; Asteraceae. The record is from the annotation of a GenBank genome assembly.
AUGGUAAACCGCAAUCACAUGGAUGAUCAGCUUGAAAUUCAUCUUGUUGUUUUGAAGAAUAAGAUGAGGAAGAAGAAACAAAACAAGUCAUAUGUCAGAUGGAUGCCACAACAUUUAAAACAUACAAAAACAAACCCGCUGCAAAAAGGUUUCCAUCAAGUUUAUACAAUGGAAAUACAAGCUGAAACACCUGCCAAAAAACCAAAAAGAUUAACAUCUGUUGUAUGGAACCACUUUGAAAGGGUGAGAAAAGCAGAUGCAUGUUAUGCAGUUUGUGUACACUGUCAAAAAAAACUAAGUGGAUCAAGCAACAGUGGCACCACUCAUUUAAGAAACCAUUUAAUGCGAUGUUUAAAAAGAUCCAAUUUUGAUGUGUCACAAAUACUCGCUGCAAAAAGAAAAAGAAAAGAUGAUACAGUCAGCAUUGCAAAUGUCAACUAUGAAGACAUACAAAGAAAAGACGACAACCCAAUCCCAAUUGCAUACAAGUUUGACCAAGAACCAAAGAUGGAAGAAACAGUCAACCUUGGAAGUGUCAAGUUUGACCAAGAAAGAAGCCGGUUUGACUUAGCCCGUAUGAUCAUGCUCCAUGAUUACCCCCCUACCAUGGUUGAGCAUGUUGGAUUCAAGAUUUUUGUUAAAAAUCUUCAACCCAUGUUUGAAGUUAUCACAACGAGUGUAAUUGAAUCCGAUUGUUUAACAAUUUACGCGAAAGAACGACAAAAAGUGUUUGAAAUCCUCCGGAAUCUCCCCGGGAGAAUCAGUGUUUCCGCCGGAAUGUGGUGGUCGCCGGAAAACACCGAAUACGUAAGCUUAACAGCGAAUUACAUCGAUGAUCAAUGGAAGCUGCAGAAAAAGAUUCUAAAUUUUCUAACUUUGGAAUCUUCACAAACAGAAGACUCGUUAUCUGAUUUAAUCAUAAAAUGUUUAAUCGAUUGGGACGUUGACCGGAAAUUAUUCUCGUUGACUCUCGAUGAUUUCUCCUCUUACAAUCAUAUAAAAGAAUGGUUUUCCCAAAACCGACCCGUUUUAAAAAACGGGGAAUUGUUCGAUAUAAGAUGCUCCUCACAUCUUAUAAAAUCCCUCAUGAAAGACACAAUGGAAUCACUAAAACCCAUGACAGAAAAGAUCCGUGAAAGCAUCCGAUACGUGAAAAGCGCGAUGUCAAUUCAAGAAAAGUUCAACGAAUUUGGUCAACAGGCUUCGGUCAACACCUCAAAAUCUUUAUUUCUUGAUAAUUCGAUACGAUGGAACUCAACAUAUUUUAUGCUGGAAUCCGCGAUUGAACACCGUAGCGCGUUUUAUUUACUCCAAGAACACGAUCAAAACUACACCAUGUUUUUAUCGGAUCAGGAAUGGAAUUGGGUGGUUUCCGUUACUUCACUUAUGAAGCUUCUUGUCGAGAUGAUUUCAUCCGUUCACUAG